This is a messenger RNA of Solenopsis invicta (red fire ant), 7051 nucleotides long. RefSeq names its product STE20-like serine/threonine-protein kinase. The record is from RefSeq and is a predicted model, not a curated record. The coding region runs from base 599 to 5473 and encodes 1624 amino acids. Lineage: Eukaryota; Metazoa; Arthropoda; Insecta; Hymenoptera; Formicidae. Gene Ontology annotation, molecular function: protein kinase activity; ATP binding. The transcript has 10 exons. Gene Ontology annotation, biological process: protein phosphorylation.
CAGUUGUUUCCAAGCCCGUGGGAUAACGUCGAACGGAUUUUUGACACAUGCAAUAUAAAAUUGCAAACAUCGCAGGAAAGCCUCGAACGCGGUGUACGUUGUAUGUACAUGAGUACCCGCUGAUACACGUGCGGUCGGCACAUGAGAACAGAGAUAUCUGUCGGCGCUUUCUCUCCCUCUAGGCGGGCCCUUUUCCGCACGGAGACAAUGCGCGAGGAUGCCUGGCGUGGAGAAGGAAGGCACGUCUCUUCGCGUCAUGCGCGAGUGAUCGUCCUCCAGUGUCGUUAGAACCCGUUGGCGACGCCGCUGCGGAAGUAUCGAGUCAUGCACGGCCCGGAUAGGCCGUGUCCGCUGUGCUGCGCGCUCCGCCUUUCGCCAACGCUGCUGCUGCUGCUGCUACGCAAGAUGCACGCGGGGCGAGGACUAUGAACGCGUUGUCGUCGACCCGCGUAACGUCUGUAACGACAAUCGAAUCGCCGCCCCUGAGGUCGCGGCUCAUCGCCGCUGCCGCGAACGCGACCGCGACCGCGAGAAUGACCUAGGUCAGCUCGUCACCGGAAUCGUAACGCGAACGACUAGGAACUGUCCCCGGUACACGAUGCGGAAUCUACGUCAGAUGUGCUGGCUGUUUUGGGUGGGUCUACCGAUGCUCGCAGCCUACCCUCUGCCUUCGCCGCUCACCGCUGAUUCAGAGCACUCACGUGCUUCCUGGCACUGGGAACACUAUUGGAUGCGUUACGCGAUCGCUUUGUCGAGCGUCACCGCCACCGCGCUAACUUUGGCUGGAUGCCUUUGUUGCCAAAGGCACAGAAGACCUAAAGGAUUCCAGGACAAAGCUGAAAAAUGCAAUCAGGAAUUUAAAGAUGGGAGCAGUACGGGACAAGAGAGUGCGUUUGAUCGAUCUGUCGAAGGAUUGGAACUGGAUGCCUCCAGGACGUUAGCUGCUUCUGAGAGAAUUCAAUUUGAACCUUUACCAGUGGAUUCUAUCGUGUCUGGAGCUAGAAAUACUCCGAAACAUAUAGCGAUACCUUUGUCAGCGCCGCGUAUCGAGGAUCAAGAUACGGAUCGCUCUAUUCUACAGGAACCAUGUAGCGAAUGGUUCAACUCCAACGAGCUCUAUGUCCCCAGAGAGAAACUCAAGUAUCUUAGAGAAAUAGGCCACGGAUGGUUUGGAAAAGUCGUUGAAGGUCGAGCGGAUUUGGAACAGUCGAAAGGCAUAUCGAAAUCGGGCGGCGUAGUAGUGAGAAUUCUCACCGAAGAAGCUACCACCAGAGAAAAGGCUUGGUUUCUCGGCGAGGCAACGCCGUACUUGAAACUACGCCACCAAAAUGUCCUGGCUCUACUUGGUUUCUGCUUAGAAACCGAUCCAUACCUCCUACUGUUUGAGUCGUGUCCAGCUGGCGAUUUAAAAGGUUUCUUGCUAUCAAACUGCGAUAAUAAAUCAAGGGAAGCGCUCACCAAGGAAAACAUUCCGAUACGAAUUGCGAUAGAGAUUGCGUCUGGCUUGAAACAUAUGCACAACCACGGCUUCGCGCAUACGGAUCUCUCCGCGAGAAACUGUUUGGUUGCCCCAGACUUAUCAGCCAAGUUAGGUGAUUAUGGUACCGGUGUCGAGAAGUAUCCUGAAGACUACUAUAUAGUGGGAGACCGGGCCUUGCCCAUCAGAUGGUCUGCGCCAGAAAGUUUGAAUUGUACGGACACUACCAUCGAAACGCAAGAGAUCACGUUAUCGGCCAAUAUGUGGAGUUACGCGGUUCUUCUCUGGGAGAUCGCCAGCUGGGGCGAAAGACCUUACAACGAUAUGAACGAUGAACAGGUUAUUCAGAUGAUCCUAUCUCUAAAAAAGCAAUUCUUGCCAAACGGCACGCGACUGCUGCAAAAUUAUCUUACUAAUUGUCCGCCAAAUAUAUUUCAAAUGAUUCGCUUGUGUUUGAAUGUCAACGUGAAAGACAGACCUUCUUUGGACGACGUGAAGCAAAUUCUCUCGAACGAGCAUUCGACGCAUAUGGAUUUCGAGCAACGGUGGGAGAGUCUACGCGCAAAUAGCAAACAGCACGUACGUAGUGCUAGCUUGCAAGAUCUACGUGGUAGUAUUGAUUCCGAUUACUGGACUCAUAUAGUGGAUGACGCACAAACGACAGACUCGCUACAGUCCUCGUUUCGCCUUGGACCCGAUGAACAAGUGAGAAAUAUUCCCAGAAUGAAGACUGCCACGAUAUUUCAAGAGUCUGGCUCGGAGACCGAGGAGGAGAGUUGGAAAGGCCGAAUCGAGAAGGGUGUUUAUACAGAGAAAGUUAAACAGAAGUCCAAGUCUGUAACAGAUCUUAUGGUGCUUGUACAUAUCGAUCCUGAUUCCGAUGCGGAGUGGUCACUGGGAGCACCAACGUCGGAAAAGAACGUCAAGAAAAAGUUAUCUGUAACCGGUAGUGAUAGCGACCUUAGGCAUACCGUGCCUGCGGAUGAGUUUGAUGAAGCGUUGAAGAAAUUGAGAGAUCCUUUGCCAGCAAGCAAUGCUACUAAUAAAGUCCGGUCUUUGGAAAAUUUAGAACGGCCGAAGCUGUUGACUCUGACCACGGAUCAGAGCCAGACGCCAAUCUUACGUCUCUCCUUAGACAGCGCGGGAAAUAUUCCGGAAAGCAACGAUGGCACGCAAUGUAAUGCGAGCACAGAUAGUACGCAACGUGACGGUGAGAAGCACGUAUUAAGACUAUUGUCGAAGGGGGAUCCAGAUCUUCCCCUUCUUCGUUAUGUACCUGACCAAAUAUCCUCUGUUGAAGAAGUAGAGAAGAGAGAGGAUCGUGAAACGCGCGGUAUACCCCUCGUAAGUAAAGGGGAUAACAAUGAUAUUUCUAAUCACUUUGUUUCGAAUAAUGCCGAGACUAAUACGGUAGACGUUCUACUUUGGAAUCACGCGUUAGAUUCCGCUUUAGAGCACAAAGUACCAGGCUUCUCGGACGAAGCGGAAUUCAACGAAUAUAUAGACACAUCGACUGAACAAAGUAACGUUAGCGCACCAGAAUUGACUGUGACCGCCGUGUCUACACCAGAUACACCACAGUUUUGUAACGCUUAUUCAAUUUACACAGUCGAUGAUAGCUUUUCUAUGGUAGAGAACGCGGAAAUAGAACGAAAACCAUUGCCAAAUGACGAGGAAGAGGAAAGAAAGCAAUUGUCCACGCCGGAUGACGAACAGAGUUCCGAUUCCGGUUUUCGAGACAAGGAGUCUUGCGAGGAAGAGGAAGCGAUUUGUUCAGCACCCGGCAAUCCCCUGUCUUCAGUCAACAGUAAUGCAGUUUCCCGAUCGUCAUAUUCCGAAGAAGAGCCAUUCCAAAUUCUAUUUGAGUUAGAUACUAUUCUAGAUGCGGAAUAUUGCGCCACGUCCGCUGGCCCUGAAAGUAUAACGGAACUUGACAUCGAAAAAAAUAUAUCGCCAUCGAAACAGAAUACUUCCGAUUUAAAUGACGCCUCUGUUAAUGUUGACGUUAUCAAUUCCGAUCCAAUUACGAAGGAGAGUCCGAAUCGAGUGGAAGCAACACGUGAAAAUAUGGUAGAAGAAGACUUCGAGAAAGACGCAACUCUUGAAAAAACGCAGAAGUCUGAGGCCAAAAAUGAUAUCCAUCAAUCGUGCGAUUCAGAAACGGAGAUACGCGCUUUAAAAUUGGACGCCUUCAACACUCUGCAAGAUGAGCAGUGCUCGCAGGGAGAUUACGAAAACGAAGAUGAGGACAGUUCGACGGUGAGCCUACGUAGUGACAACUCGUACGUGUCGUUCGGUAUGGAGGAAGAAUUUGUAACAGCGAUUCGUAACGAACUCAGGGAAAAAUUGCCUCAGGCUCAGAUGCAGAUCGUUGAAUCCUUGGAAGUACACGACGACGAAACUCCUUCCAUCUCUGAUGACGCGUACGUCAAACAGUGGGACGAUGAAGAUGGCGAAGAUUUAUCCAAUCAAGUUAGCGGAGGUGUGGAUAUCUCGAUCAGGUAUAACGUAUAUGGAACGCCGCUCAGUCCUAUUCUGGAAGAGCGAGAAAGCACCGUCACCUCCGAGUCUUUGAUGUCAAACUCUAGAGAGACAUCCGUUGCUUCGAGAGAAUCGAUGCCGUCCGAAGAUGUGCUAAUGGUGGAUACUCGUACGAAUGAAAUGAUAUUGUUGGAGGGACGAUUACAAGACGAAGAUCGAGAUACGACGAAUGGCGAUCUGUCCGAAGAAGAGAAUUUAGAUUAUACUUGUUCAGUAGUGCAUCCAUUAGAGGAUAAGCCGCGUAUCGUGAAGGCGAGCGGAGGCGCGCCAUUACCGAGUCCCGAGGAAGAAUCCAAAUGGCAGCAGUUACCUUCGUCUUUCCCGUUACCUCUACCAAUGCAAGAAGAUUUGAUGUCGACGAGUUUUGUUACCGAACCUGAAUGUUGUAGUCAGGAUGAUGACGAAGAGGAAGAGGAGGAGGAGGAAGAAGAAGACGAAGAUGGAGAAGAAGAAGAAGAAGAAGAUGAGGAUAAUAGUUCUAGUUCCGGUGAAUUUGUAUGGAAGAGAUAUAAUGAGCCGCAUGUCGAGCAAAUACGAAUCAGAAGUACUGUGAAUAAUGAUACAGCGAAUACACCGACGAGUGCCGAAUUAGAGGAAGAACUGGCAGUCGAGGACGAAGAAGAAGAGGAAGAAUUCACACCCUCGGCCUGGAAUGCCGCUUUAGCACCACAUCGAUCGGCACUGAGGUCUCCGGAUAAAACGUUAAAAUCAGGGGAUGAGUUGGAUCAGAAGAAGAGCGUAUGGUUCAAGAAGCAACGCUAUCAGUGCGUAUACGAGUACCCGAAAGAAACAUUAUCGACGGACAAUCAAGCGGAUGCUAUUACCAACUCGGAACCAACGUCAUACUCUGAUUGGGAAGAAAUGAUGAAUGAACCACGAUUAGAUUUAUAUCCUUUAGAUUAUGAUGAUGCCAAUCAUGUUGGAAAUGAAGAAUUUUUUGUGACUAGCUCAAAUCGACCCUUUCAGUUUCAAACUGGCGAAAGUAAGUACGUUAGCCAAUUUUUUCCCGGUGCAAACGUGGCUUCGUUCUCUGACGAUCGAGAUGAAACGGAUAGUUGCCGACAAGAACCGCAUCAGAACAAUAUUGAUUUUGCGCAUGAAUAUGAUCAGUGUCAGCAGCAUCAGUUAGGAGAGUUAAGACACACUAGAGAUCGUUUAAAAUUAAACUUGGUAUCAUCGAAUGGUACACCGUCCGCUCCGUUCGUUUCUGCGAGACAGUUGUACGCGGACGAUGAGCAUUUAAACAUUAAAGAGAAUCACGAAUCGGAACUUGUAGAGAAAGUCGUCACACAGGACCAAUGUAUUGUAUCGAGUCCAAUGAAUGACGAUAACACAUUGCCAAAGGUGCCUCACGAAGAUGUUCAAGUUAGUUCAUCUUCUACAAGAAUUUCUCAGUGUGAUAGUCAGGAGACGCUGGAACCCACCGAGAAGUGCAGUGUUUUAGCUCGUGAUUAAAAUGAGACUAAAGUCUGUAAUGAAAUUUUAGGAAAGACAGUUUAGUCCAAGUCCGUCCGAAACAAUUUCAUCGUGAAGUUGUGGUGAUUUUUUUUUUUUUUUUUUUUUUUUUUUUAAGCACGCGAUCCGAUUAUCACCGAUGAGAUUAUUAUCACGACUACGAAUCUCGAACAAAUGUACAUAAGAAAGACGUAGCGGAUAAUUCACGAGGCUAUACAAGUCGAUCGGUUGUCUAAUGGAUCUUGUUAGCGGAAUUGUUAUGAUUGUAGCAAAUACGAAAAAAACGUGUCAAUAUAUAAAUAAUCGCGGCUUUAUAUUAUUAAUAUUAACUGAUAUUAAUACAGCUUUCUAUCCGCAUGACAAUUUAGUCAUGAUAGAACAAAGUAACAACGGAGAGACUGUGUAAAAAGUGGACAUAAGUAUUAAUUUUAGACAAUCGAUUUGUAGAAGCUACAUCGAAUUACGAUGAACAAUUCGUUGCGCGUGUAAAUAAUUAUUGUUUAUAGUAUAAGUGUUAUAAACGAGCAGUAGUGCCUAUGUAGAACGACACGAUUAUUUUUGUGACUCUUCUAUAGGAAACUAUAUAAUCGUCUUUCACGUCAUCUCUUUAGUUUUCUUUGCCAAACACUCUCAUUGUCAUAUGUUGAUAUUAAUUAAACAUUAUUAACAAAUCUGCUCUCUAUCAAAGUAUUGUAUAGCAAAGUAUAUAUGGGACUGCCAUCCCACUUAUAAGGAUUUAUGGCGAAGGAAAAACAUUAAAAUACUUGCACAACUAAUUUUCUAUAUGAUAUAUACACGAUGUAUUGAUAGACUUUUACUUUUAUUAGAUCUGUGAUGAGAAGAAUAUAGUGCGUAUAAUAUGUUUUAUAUUGGAUUUAAGGAAACAAGACGAGAACUCUUGCAUUAUCGAAUAUGUUUGAGUUGAACAUUCGUGUAUAUCGUACUAAAGCGAGAAUCCGUCAAACCGAUUUGUUUUAAUCGACUGCGUGAUACGAAAAGCGAUCAUGUUACAGAACUUUUGCCUUUUCUGUGCUAACAUAACAGAAAAAUCAGAUAUUUACUUUUAUGCUAACAGAUAACUUUGUGCGUCUACAGUACAUUUGUUUCACAAUACCGUGUGAAAGUGUGCAAUACAAAUAACCGUUAAUAAGUUUAAUAUUACAUUGAUAUUUCUGACAGAUUUGAAAUUCUCGCGAAAGCGUGAUAAACAUGAGUACGAUCGCAAAUGCUGUUUUAGAGAAUUUUUACAAGUAUUUGUUUGCAACAAUGUAUCUUGUUGUAUAAUUACUUGUCCUGGACACGAAGACUGUUGUAAGUAGAAACGAAUCAAUGAAAAACUAUCGAAAUGCAAAUAUACUUUAGCGUCGUACGAAAACCGUGUGGAAACUUGUGCCACUGUUACUUCAAGAGUGCACACGAUAUUGAGAGGAUAUACAAACUAAUCGCUGCUAUGCUGUAGCACUGCGAUGCUCUCAUGUCUCUCGCUAUUACCACACCUAUUAUUACUGAUACUGCUUUGUGCUCACACACUAUGACAUAAGCUAAAAUAGAGAACAAUUAAUAUAUUGUUAUACAGAA